Messenger RNA from Coffea arabica (coffee), 552 nucleotides. NCBI's taxonomy places the organism in Eukaryota, Viridiplantae, Streptophyta, Magnoliopsida, Gentianales, Rubiaceae. The record is from RefSeq and is a predicted model, not a curated record.
AUGACAGCAGGAAAUAGCAAGAGUUUGCAGAAAUUCUGUUCUACAUCAUGUUUUCAUGCUACUUUUCUUCUGUCACUGAUUACUUUUAACCUAUUUUGCAAUAUUUCUUAUGUUUACACCAAUGGAACAGAAAUUGGAAUAGGAUUGACUGGGUUUGGAGUGGUGUUCACUGCUGCUGGAGUAUUGUACUUCUUUGACAAGGGACUUAUUGCAAUUGGAAAUAUACUCUUCUUGUUAGGAUUGACCUUGACCAUUGGAGUUAAAUCCACCCUAUUAUUUUUCACAAAGAGCCAAAAUUUCAAGGGUUCAAUCUCAUUUGGUGUUGGCUUCUUCUUUGUUAUGAUUGGGUGGCCUAUGAUUGGAAUGAUCGUGGAGACUUAUGGUUUUUUUGUGCUCUUCAGUGGUUUCUGGCCUACCCUUGCUAUUUUCCUGCAGAGGUUACCAAUUGUUGGUUGGUUCUUCAGUCAACCAUUUGUGACAUCGUUCUUUGAACGUGGAGACCUAAACGAGUGCCUGUUUGAAGAUCCGAAUCAAAUGAAUCAUAAACAUUGA